CACGAGUACAAAUUGCUCGCUAGCGCUCGCGUCCGAACUUCUGGGGCGACUUAGCAGACGGUGAUAACACACAAGGAGCACAGCAGGCUUUCCCUUCCCGGCCUUUCCCCUCUUCAAGAAAGCGUGCUCUCCUGACCGCUCAGCGUUUGCCGGCUCGGCAUCGGUGCGUGACUGAUCCAGCUGCUCGUCGGGUCUCAGCACCCUUCUGCUGCACACACACAACAUUCCUCCUUGAUAUGGGAGUUGGGCCAGACGUGACCCCCGGACAACAGACCACCCAACCAGUCACCCCACCAGGCGCCCACGGAUAACAGGACCACACACCAACCAGCCCAUCAAGGACAGGAUCCGGCCAUCCCCCGUUCGUCUGUGUUUUUGGCCCUUUCCGUUUCUGCCAUCCAUCUAGGAGAGAGACAUUUAUCCCACAGGACCACAGGGACUAAGAUCAUCAGGGACCAGAACCCCCAGGACAGAGACAACCAUCCACACACAGUGCUCACACGCCAGGACAGGGUGCAGGCUCGUGACCCGCCAGACCGUGCGACACGAGACUUGCUCGUUCCCAAUAUCUGGAGCUGCCAGAGGGAGGACGUGGAGAAUCUGCACCAUUUUCGUUUUCUUUCUUUUUUUUCUUCGUUUCUGCCAUUUCUCAACCGCAGGAGUUCGGACACCAUAUCCACCCUGGUCUUUUCGUCUUCUGCUCGCCGCUGGUCCGCAUUCUCCAGUUGAGCCUUCAAGCCGUCAAGCCAGUCAAAAGCGGCAGACGCUAGCGUCGUGGGCUCCGAGUGGCAGGCAUUGCAGUGACCGCCACCUGCAGCUGCAGCAGAGAUCCAUUACUAGUCUAACAGGACCCGGAGCAGGGAGCAGGCCGCCCCAGACGCCUUUUCACUACCGAGUCUGUGUCAGCGGCGCCCUCUUUCCGGCCAAGACCCCGGUCCAGGUGUCGUCAUCGCCUCGCCCGCCAACCUUUCCCCUCCCAAUCCCACGUCUCGAACCACCAGCUCCACUCGGGCUGCUUCUCUGUCGGCUACUGCAGCUGCCACCCUCCAGCAGCAACCCAUCCAUUCUCGCUCUCUCAUAUCCCCUGCUGCUACCCCUUCUCGAGCGCUUGGUUUUUGCUCUUUUAUAGCAUCUCCCGAAACGCUCUUGUCACAUCAACGCUUCACCCAGACGGCAACCCUUCAGCAACUCGAGAGUAGGCAAAAGUAAAACGGAUUGCCGCUCAGGAAUAAAAGGGAAUAAAAGGUGUGGUGUCGUGUCACCCAGCCACCUCUAAACAGCGGCUCCCUGCAUACAUCAAUCACCCCACGUCGGUUCAUCCAAGACCACACAAGCCAUGGCUGGCCGCGGUGACCGAUGGGAUCGAGAGCGGUUCCACCCGGAAGCAGGAAACACUCGGUUCGACGAGCGCAGCCGCUACGAUGACGACGACGACGUCCGUAGCUACACGAGACGUGCAUCGCCGCCGCUCCGCUUUCGCGACGACGAGAGACGGCGAUCGGCCUUUGACGACGAUUUUGUCCGUCGGGAGCGCCGCUACCAUGACGAUGAGCCCCGUUCCGCCCGCCGUCCGCCCUCGCCACGCCGCGAGGAGUAUGAGCGCCGCGUCAUGAUGGAGAAGGAGCUUGGAAGCCCCUCCCCCCGCAGGCCGCAGCGCCCUGGCACGCUGCUCAGGCGCCAGUCGAGCCUCGACACUUUCGACCGCCGCCCCAGGGGCUUCCACGACCACGUCGAGCAGUAUGGCCCGCCCGCCCGCCGCGAGGACUACCGCCCUGACCCAUACGCCCCCAUCCCCCUCCCGCGGACUCGCGCGCUGCCCCCGCCGCGCCGCUACGAGAGCGACGAGAUCCGCAUCUCGGAUCCGGACUACUACGGCGACGACGCCUUCCAUGCGUACCCGGAACGCACUGUGCGUGAGCGUGAGGUCGUCCGGACUCGCAGGCGAGAGCGCAGCCACUCUCGCACUCGGAGCCAUCGCAACCACUCCCCCACCCGGAGCCAUCGCAGCAGUACCAUCCGCAGCAGCUCUAGGUCGUCCAGCACCAGCAGCAGCUCGUCGUCCCGCACAGCCACCACUGUGAAGAGCGAGUAUCCCAAGAAGGGAAAGACACGCAUCCCUGCCAAGCUCGUCUCGAAGCGUGCCAUCAUUGAGCUGGGAUACCCCUUUGAGGAAGAGGGAAACACCAUAAUCAUCCAGCGCGCGCUUGGCCAGGAAAACAUUGAUGAUCUGCUGAGGCUAAGUGAAGAAUACAAGAAAUGCGAGGCCGAGAUUUCGGCCGCUCGUUCUGAGGUUGGUGAGGUGAUUGAGGAGCGGCGUCGCGAAGAAGUGUGGGUGACAUCGCCGCCGCCGCCGCCUCCGGCUCCUGUUGUGGUGCCGAUGCCGAUGCCGGUGGCUGUUCCACCGCCGCCGUCUGUGGUUUAUCGGGAGGAGCCGGCGCCAUACAUCGUCAACGCCGCACCUCCACCGCCGCCCCCUGCCCCCGUUGCGCCGGCCGUCAUGAACACGACCACGACCAUGGUGGUGCGCGACACGUCGCCGACGCGCUCGACGGCCUCGUACAGCUCGUACACAACGGACUCGACGUGGGGCCCCGUCAUCGUGGACGCUGGCCCGCGUGGCUACCACGAAUACCGCGAAGUGUCGGAGGAGAUGAGCGUCGGGCCGGUGGCCCUGGUGGACCGCAAGCACCGCAGGCACCGGUCGCACUCGCACUCGCGCGGCGACCUCGUCCGGGCCGAGAGGCUGAGCGACGGCCAGCUCGUCAUCUAUGAGGAGCGGGUGGAGAAGGUCGAGGAGCCGCGCCGGGGCGUGCGCAUCGAGAAGGACAAGAAAGGUAGGAUGUCCAUCAGUGUGCCGAAGUAUCGGUGAAGGUACCAGCCGACAUUCCAGAGGUCCUCCUCCCAUGCUUCUUCGCGCCAUGCUUGCCACCCUCACCUAAUGCGGUUUAACUACCUUUUGCGGACCGGCUGUUGCAGUUUGUGGCAUUUCGCGCCGCUGUUUCUUUUCGCUCUGAAGUUUUCUCUCUUUCGACAUGGCUGCUCUGCUCCAUCCACAUGAGCACCGAUUCCUAUUGUCGACACUCUUCCACGGUACUCCUUGACAUCGCAUAGACUGCUGGUCACUGCAAGUUGAGGGAGGGAGAAUUACAUGAUAUAUCGGGCACAAGGGUCGACUUUUAUGUUUCGAUUACACGAUCUGGGCGGAGUUGUUACGGGGCUUAUGAUGACGAUGUGGCAUGAUAUCUGUUUUCUAUUUGCUGUCGCAGCGUAUCGACAUACUAUGGUGUUUUUUUCUGCCGACGUGCCAUCCAUUGCGAACACGAUCCAUGGUUGGCCUGGAGUUAACAAUGAGUAAAUGAUUUGACGA
Messenger RNA from Gaeumannomyces tritici R3-111a-1, 3367 nucleotides. RefSeq lists its product as hypothetical. The transcript has 4 exons. The record is from RefSeq and is a predicted model, not a curated record. NCBI's taxonomy places the organism in Eukaryota, Fungi, Ascomycota, Sordariomycetes, Magnaporthales, Magnaporthaceae. The coding region runs from base 1337 to 2869 and encodes 510 amino acids.